Messenger RNA from Neocloeon triangulifer, 2332 nucleotides. Its product is annotated as SET and MYND domain-containing protein 4-like. The record is from RefSeq and is a predicted model, not a curated record. The transcript has 4 exons. Gene Ontology annotation, molecular function: protein binding. The coding region runs from base 337 to 2142 and encodes 601 amino acids. NCBI's taxonomy places the organism in Eukaryota, Metazoa, Arthropoda, Insecta, Ephemeroptera, Baetidae.
GUUCAUACAAGUUUGUGCAAAAGUGUGCACGAUUCUCAACAAAAAUCACACCCUUCGACAGUGUGACGACCCGUAAGAUUUUGCACACCACAAAGGCACAAAAACGGAGAGCGUCGGUUUCGGCCAUCUUGCACGUUUGCUUCGGCAUAGAGUGUCCUACUUCGGCAUUUUGCCGCGCACACCCAAUUCGGACGGGCCGGGACGGUAAAAAAAAGUUGGACGAGACUGUUGCGGCGGCCGCAGACGUUUGCAAAAAUUUCAAUAGGGUGAAACCUCGCUUGUCUCUUGUGUGCAGGACGCUCUGCUGCUAUAUAUUUGUGCUUUUCUGGACAAAAAAUGCUGAAAGGUGAGCAGAUCAGACAUGGAGGGCUCCCUCUCGGACUGAUUGAUCCGGACAAGUUGAGGAACCUGGGCAACGAGUUCUUCCAGGCCGGCGACUACUGGAACGCGGUGUCCCAUUACACCAAGAGCCUCGCCAGGGCUGCUGCCGGCAGCGAACUGCGUGGCCUGGCCUACGCCAACCGAAGCGCAGUCCUGCUUUGCCUGGGCUACUACGACGAGUGCAUCAGCGACGCCAAAUUCGCUCUGCAGAACAACUACCCUGAUAAUUUGGCUUACAAACUGCACCUGAGAAUGGCCACCUGCUACAAGGCUCAGGGUCAGCAAACUGAAGCCGAAGUGCACAUGCAGGCGGUUAUGCGGCUGUUUGAGGAUCAGCAAAUGGAGUCGGCAGCCUUUGAGCGCAUCAAAGGCCAAUUCGCAGAACGUCACCAGCCAAAGUUGCCGCGAAUCAGAGUAGAGUACCUUGAACCUCCUCCUCUGUGCUGCGGACCACAUCCCCAGGACUCGUCCAUUUCGUCAGCUCUCGACAUAAAGCUUAUUGGCCAGAAAUUGUCAUUGGUGGCCAACAGGAAUAUUAACACCGGUGACGUUCUGCUGAUUGAGGAACCAAAGCUCGUGGUCAACCAUUGCCACAUGAAUGGAGGUGAUCCAAGUUGGAUCCACUGCAGUCGCUGCCUCAAGGUUUGUGUAAACCUCCAGCCUUGCCAGACCUGCUCUCAGGCUCUUUAUUGUAGUGAGACGUGUGUAUCUGAAGCCUGGGAAAACUACCACAAGAAUGAGUGCAUGGUGAAGAAAGAGAUCGUUGAGAAGCUUAUCAGCGGGAAAAUCAACACAUCACACCCUGUUGGAUUCAUCGCCGCAGUCAAUUAUUCUUUUGCCAUGAUUUCGAAAUACGGCCUUGAAACAUGCAUCAACUAUUUUGUUGAAAAUGCCGACCAUUCUAGCACACCGCAGGAACUCAGAGACUUGAUGCAAAUUGAAGGAUGUGAAAUGGGUGAUUUAGCAUACGGUGAACCAUUCCAGGCUGGCAUUCGGAGAGUCACUAAAUCUAAAUCUUUGGGCUUAUCUUCUGCUCAGAAACCAGCACUUUUCAAAUUUUUGGUGAAAUCUGCUAAGAUCCUGUUUGGGGGGCACAUUAAUAGGCACCUGAUGCUCACUGAGAUGUCUCUAGUUGGUGGGGAACUUUGUGCCGAUCCUUCUGGUCUUAUCAACAUUGCUUUUGGUAUUUACCCCAAAACAUCCAGGCUGAUUUCAACUUGUGAUUCCAACACUUUCUGUCAUUAUUAUCAGAAAACUUUGGUUCUUCGAGCCUCGCGACCAAUUUCUGUUGGCGAAAAUGUCUCGAUCACUACAAGGGGCAUGAAGUACUCGGUGGCUCCACUAGAAGAGCGCAAGGCUGUUUACUGCUCACUGUUUGGUCGCUCUUUCAGGUGCCAUUGCAGAGCUUGCAUAGAGGAUUGGCCGGAGUCAAAAAACCUAACCACCUGCCACGAGUUCGUCACUUGCAAUGACAAAUUCAAAAGAUUUCUCUGUCCCAAAUUUGAGGCAAACAUUAGGCAGCCAAUGCAUUUAUUCCGUGGAAAACUGCACCUUUCCAAACUUUCUCCUGAGAACUUGACACUGUGCCAACAAAUUCAGCAAUUGUACGUUGACCAACGAAAGGAUGAUCAGCAGUAUAAUAAUGUGUCUGAUUUUCUCUAUAUUUAUUUUCAUGUCCAUGUUAAAAAGUAUUUGAAGGAGAGUGGCACCAAUGCAAAACCUAAGCAGUUGGAUCAUUUCAUCCCCUGCAAGGUAUUCUAAUUUUUGUGCUGAUUUUUUAAUAGAAUAUUAAUGUCCUGCUCAAUAUUGAUGCAAUUGUAAAAAAAUUAUAGCUGUAAAAUUUGAUUCAACUUAUUCUAUAAAUUAAGCAUUUUAUUUUAAGUAUUUCUUAUAUAUUGGCUUGAGGAUUUGUUAUUCAUUUAUGUGCGCUGCUUCUAAAAAUAAAUUGACU